Pleuronectes platessa (European plaice) is the source of this 4788-nucleotide messenger RNA. It is a transcript of the gene rap1gapb, whose product is annotated as RAP1 GTPase activating protein b. Lineage: Eukaryota; Metazoa; Chordata; Actinopteri; Pleuronectiformes; Pleuronectidae. The record is from RefSeq and is a predicted model, not a curated record. Bases 292 to 2514 code for a protein of 740 amino acids. Gene Ontology annotation, cellular component: cytoplasm. Gene Ontology annotation, molecular function: GTPase activator activity. Gene Ontology annotation, biological process: regulation of small GTPase mediated signal transduction; activation of GTPase activity. The transcript has 24 exons.
AUAGUUGUGCAGGGAGGGGAGAAACAUUGUGUGUGUGUGUGUGAGUGUGUGUUUGUGUGUGUGUGUGUGUGUAUAUGACGGGGUGGAGUGUGUGAAAAGAGGAAGGAGGAGAAUUGAUAUUCUCACAUUUCAGCACAUGCCUCUACUUACACAUAGAGAUGUAUGGAUUAUGACAGACAGCUGUCCAGUCUCUCUUGGUUUUAAUUGCCCGAGCGUCAGUCGGUCGGUGUGAGGUGUCGCGGUCGCUCUCACCUUCCUCCUUGUGGUUGACGCGUCCUCACUUGUGGAGCGAUGACUGAUCUCAGGGCAGCUAAGGAUGACUUACUGGGGGCGCUGCCCAGCCGCCCCCCCACUGAGCCUUUACGCAACAGACGGUGCCACAGUGACAGCUCGGACCUGUUUGCCAUGAUCGAGAGGAUGCAGGGUUUCAGAAUGGAUGAGCAGAGAUGCAGCCUCCCCCCGCCCCUCAAGACAGAAGAGGACUAUAUCCCUUAUCCCAGCGUCCAUGAGGUUCUGGGUCGCUGCAGCCCUUUCCCACUCAUCCUGCUGCCACAGUUCGGAGGCUACUGGAUCGAGGGAAACAAUCAUGAGCCCAAAGAAGCACCGGAGGCUGAGCAACCUCCCUGUCCCUCCACCCACAUCAAACUGGAGACCAACAGCACCGCCAAGAUCUACAGGAAACAUUUCAUGGGCAAGGAACACUUUAAUUACUACACCAUGGACGCUGCCCUGGGCCACUUGGUCUUUUCCAUGAAGUAUGAUGUCAUUGGGGAUCAAGAGCAUCUGCGCUUGAUGCUUCGCACAAAGCUAAAAACCUACCACGAUGUUAUUCCCAUCUCCUGCCUUACCGAGUUCCCCAAUGUUGUUCAGAUGGCCAAGCUUGUUUGUGAAGAAGUUAACGUGGACCGGUUCUACCCCGUCCUCUACCCGAAGGCGUCAAGGCUCAUCGUCACCUUUGAUGAGCACGUGAUCAGCAACAACUUCAAGUUCGGAGUUAUUUAUCAGAAGUUCGGCCAGACAUCGGAGGAGGAGCUGUUCGGGAACAUGGAUGAAAGUCCGGCCUUUGUGGAGUUCUUGGAGUUCCUGGGCCACAAGAUUGAGCUUCACGACUUCAAAGGGUUCCGAGGGGGGCUGGAUGUCGCUCACGGGCAGACGGGCACAGAAUCCAUCUACACAAACUUCCAUAAUAAGGAGAUUAUGUUCCACGUGUCCACCAAGCUGCCGUACACGGAGGGAGACUCGCAGCAGCUGCAGAGGAAGAGGCACAUCGGCAACGACAUCGUAGCCAUCAUGUUCCAGGAGGAGAACACGCCCUUCGUCCCAGACAUGAUCCAGUCCAACUUCCUGCACGGCUACGUGGUGGUGCAGGUGGAGAACGCGUGCACGGACAAUGUCACCUACAAGGUGUCUGUGACAGCGAGGGAUGAUGUUCCUUUCUUCGGGCCGGCUCUGCCUGACCCGGCCAUCUUCAAAAAGGGCCCAGAGUUCCGUGAGUUCCUCUUCACCAAGCUCAUCAACGCAGAGUACGCCUGCUACAAGGCUGAGAAGUUUGCCAAGCUGGAGGAGCGCACACGCACUGCCCUGCUGGAGACGCUCUACGAGGAGCUGCACAUCAACAGCCAGUCCAUGAUGGGUCUCGGUGGGGAUGAAGAUAAGCUGGAGAACGGGGGCGGAGGAGGAGGAGGAGGAGGAGGAGGCUUCUUCGAGUCCUUUAAGCGGGUCAUCCGCAGCAGAAGCCAGUCUAUGGACGCCAUGGGCCUCAGUAACAAGAAGUCACACACAGUCUCCACUAGUCUCAGUGGCAGCUUUACCCACAAUCCCGCAGAGAGCCCCAAAACCCCAGGGAUUUCAUUGCUUGUCCCGGGGAAAAGUCCCAGUAGAUAUGGACGACGAGGCAGUGCCAUAGGGAUAGGAACGAUAGAAGAGUCAUUGAUCAUUCCUGGGAAAAGCCCAACCAGGAAAAAGUCGGGGCCCUUCAGCUCCCGGCGCAGCAGCGCCAUCGGCAUCGAGAACAUCCAGGAGGUCCAAGAGAGGAGCCGGGAGGCGUCGCCGAACCCCCAGAGGACGUCGGACAUCAGCCACAUGUGGCUGGAAAAUAGAUCUGACAACUCGUCCAAUCACAGCUCUCCAGAGUUUCCUGCCCCCAGGAACAGUUUGGCGAUGUGUUACAGGGCGCCGUCCAUCCCCGAGGCCCAGGACCUUUCCCGCUCUUCCUCCAACGCCAGCAGCUUUGCCAGUGUCGUGGAGGAGCAGGAGGAGGAGGAGGAGGAGGCCGAGGAGGAGUACGACACCGGACUGGAGAGCGUGUCCUGUGUUACGCCACUCAAGCAGGACUCCUUUGCGUUCAGCCCUGUUGCUGAGGACAGUGUGAGCAGCACCGGCCUGGGAGGUUUUCCAGCCUCUCGUCUUGAGCAGCAAGCGGAUGGAGCGAAGACGCCGGAGCCGAAAGGGACGGACGGCAGGUCCAAGACGGAGCCCCCCCCGCAGGAGCAGAAGUCCUCGUCGAACUGUUAGCCCCAACCCAAAUGAAACAAAAUCAACGUCCAUUUUCAGCAUUACCAUUAGAGGCAUUUGCCAAAAAUGAGCAGAGGGCAGUGGUGAUUUCCACCGCUGAUGCAGAAGGGGAGCAGAUAGAAGCCCGAACAGGAGACCGAGGGAUCUGCCGCCUGUCACGAUGAGACAUCCAGCUUCACGGACGUGUUCCUACCUGUCGCCCUCAUUCUAGCUCCACGGGGAAUCCGUCUUAAACGCUCGAGGUGAAGACAAAGAGACCUCCACCUCCACGUCUGGCUGACGGACUGUCACGUGUCAGCUGGCUUAGCAGAGUAUGUCUGCCUGCCCCGCUCUCCAGGCCAGCAUACGCUCUGAGCUCUGAGACCUGAUUCUUUCUGUAAACUGCCCCUCUCCAAUGUCGUGUGUCUGCUUUUCAAGAUAAGGAAUUGAUGAACGAGGGACUUUAAUCUCGAGUGGAGAAGCCGAGGGUCCGUAGAGAGAAGCGUUGCACUAGAGAGGAAAUGUGUUUUUAAUGUCAGCCUCGCAUCCCACUGUGAUAUUGUCCAUGGGUUUUAAAUGUACCGGGUGUGCGUGUGUGUGUGUGUGUGUGUGUGUCAGUCAGGCCAUGUUUUGGUUUUAUUAUCUAUUCCUCUUCUUCUGAGUAUCCUGCUGUGAAUAUUGGUUGUAAACUCCUCGUGGUUUUGAUGGAGGGUACGUGACCAUGCUGCUGCUGGUGGCGUCAUUAGCAUCAUUUCCACAGAAAAUGUGUCUGAAAAUGUUUUUUUCCAUUCAAAAUGUCUUUGUUCAAGAAACUCAGACUGUGAUGAUGCUCUAUACAUAUGAACAGAACUACUGUAGAGCCCCAACCAGCAACAUGCAUCCUCCCAUCAAGCUGUUCAGAACUCUGCUCCCAAUCCUCUCUGUCACACGCUCCCCUUGUUGAUUUGAUGUCUGUGUACGGGUGUGUUAAACAAACGGUUCUGUGCAUGGUGUAAAUCUGCUUGCCAAAAAAAAAAAGAAAAAAGAAAAGGACCACCUCUCCUCCUGCGUACACUGGUGCCAUCCCCCCCCCUCUGUGAUUUGUGUUUUUAUUAAGGGAAGAAACCAGCCAACAUCUCCACAUUGCUGAUGGAGCCAAACGCCAAUUUGUAAAGUUUAAUAUAUGUAUAUGACCGAAGCACUACGUCCCCCCCCAUCCCCCGUCCCCCCCGGAUGCUGACCUGCUGAGAAACAUGAUGAUGACUUGUCAUGAAUUACACUGUGACUGGUCUGGACUGUUGCCUUUAUGAUUGUGGCGCGAGCUGCUCUGAGGUAAAGGUCACAUUUAAAAAGGCACUGCGAUGCCGGCUGGGCUUGAAUGUAAAACUACAGGCGGACAUGAAGUCGUACGUACACGUCUGCUCCCAACAACAAGUGAUGCUGCUCGUGAAGUGUGAAGCAGCUCACUUCUCCUUUGAGUGGACGAGUUUGUUGUGAAGGAAAGAACUGAUUUGUUCACUUGUUUUAUUUCAGUUGUGUAACUGAAGCGGACAUGAGAUUUAUUGUCUUUAGUUAAUCAGCAUAAAGCAUUUACAUUUUACACGUGAAGGUACGAGAUGUUUGAAGACACUGGGACACUUUCACUUGUUUUAUUUCAGUUGUGUAACUGAAGCGGACAUGAGAUUUAUUGUCUUUAGUUAAUCAAUAAUAAGCAUUUACAUUUUACACAUGAAAGUACAAAACGUUUGAAGACACUGGACCAAAAUCUGUUUAAAGCCACAAAUCAUGAAAACAAGAAACGUUGGACUCCACAGAAAAGAAAGGCAUAGAAACAAAAAUAGACAUAUUUUGGUAAUAAUUACACGAGUGUGUAUUAAAGCCUAUAGCAUAGAUUUUAAAUAGAAGUAUGAUGGAUCAAAAGAUUCUUCCUCUGGGCUUCAGGAAUGCUUGAGUAGAUGAAGUACGCCCUCUUGUGGCUGUGUGAUAUCAUAGCACACUAUGUGGUCCACUCAUCUAACUGUGCUUAACACUGUCCGAAGCCAACGUCGAUCCAAACCACAAAAACAUUGGAGGUGAAUCUUCUCUGUGCUUGAUUUUAAUGAUUGUAAUUCUGUUCUCGUCAACAGUCUGCUUAAGCCCGUGUUCAAAAGAUUUGUAAAUAUUGCUGUACAUCCUUUUUUUGUAAAUGAAGCAAACGAAAAGGUUUAAUAAAUAUGAAGAUGCACAACAUCGAACCUCUCUGGGAUUUGUUUUCUGCAAAAGAAAUGUUGAUGAAACCGGCACUUGCAUGAUUUUUUAAGACUCAGUGGUAAGAAA